Molecule: messenger RNA, 1893 nt
Organism: Capronia epimyces CBS 606.96
Lineage: Eukaryota; Fungi; Ascomycota; Eurotiomycetes; Chaetothyriales; Herpotrichiellaceae
Exons: 1
Coding region: 1-1893 (630 amino acids)
Biological process (GO): microtubule-based movement; microtubule cytoskeleton organization
Cellular component (GO): centrosome; cytoplasmic dynein complex
Molecular function (GO): dynein heavy chain binding
Source: RefSeq, a predicted model, not a curated record
AUGUUGACUGCCACCACCACAACACAUCUCCCCUCGAGACGCCCCUUAAGCAAAGAUGGGCCGACCGGGAAACAAGCGAUAUGGGUCCCCAUGCUCAACAGCGCCUCCAAGGGCAAAGACAUCACCGAAAAGCAACUCAUCAUCCUCGGCGGCACCCCCGAACGGCAGCGCGAGUUUCUAGAACAAUUGAACCCUCCUAACCUACGCCCUCGAUAUGCUGCCAACGACCGAAGAAGGCAGCCCCGGACAGGAGCAGGGACAGUGACAGUACCUAUGUCAAACCGGUAUGCUCUGGGCUACACCUACUACGAUGUCCUAGAUGCAGACCAGGAAGAUGUGUUGGCACGAUUGAACGUCUACAUGCUGGCGAGCCCUAGUGCGAGUUUCGCACCAUUGCUCAAGCCGUUGUUCACUACUAAGACGGUCAAGGACAUGUUGAUCACCAUCCUGCUGGACUGGGAAGAACCGUUGAAAUGGGCCAGACAGCUGCGACAGUGGAUACGGCUGCUGAGAACAGUGAUCCUGAGCCUGGACGAGCAGACCAAGAUUGAGAUGGAGGAGACAAUGACGGCGUGGAAAGAGAAAAGGGUCGGCCCUGACGCUCCAUCCGCUCAGCCCGGUGGCAGCACCAUAAAUCCGAGCCCGGAUCAGAAGUCAAUAUCUGUAUCGGCACCACCCUUGGGGCCGGGAGAAUGGGACGAAGGACUCGGCGUUCCGUUGUCAGUGGUCUGCAUCCAGGCGGAAAAGAUUGAAGUGCUUGAACGUGAUUAUGGCUGGGGUGAAGACCAAUUCGAUUUCCUGAUGCAGUGGCUACGAUGUGUACUGCUCAAACACGGAGCAUCGUUGGUUUACACGGCGACAUUCGACCCGAACAACGUGCGAACAUUGCUCCAUUCCAGUCUAAGCAUCCACUCUCUCCUGAAACGAGAGGUUGCAAAACACAACAUUGUCGACAGAGACAAGAUUCUCGUGCCGCCGAACUGGGAUUCUUGGGGCAAGAUCCGCAUCUUGAAGGAUGGCUUUGACCCAGAAGCAGUGGCCAAUGCCUGGUCUGUGGAAAUCCAAGGCCCGCCGGAGCCGAAACAAGGCCUGUUCAACACUGUCAACACAGGUCAAGAGAGCGCCUCCCAGAACGAGACCGGCUCAGACCCUGAGUCCGCAGUGCACAUGUACGAAACGACUCUCCGCAAUCCGACCGACUACCGACCUUCCUUCCAACCACGCACGCAUGACGAGACUGUCGUCGUGCCGUCAGUCCAAGAGUUCUUGCAAACACAGUACGAAGUCCUCGAGAAACUGAAGGUCGAAGACGAGAAGGAACAAAGAAAGUCCCGGCAAGGCGGAGCUGCAGCUGGAGCUACAGGAUCCGGGGGGGUUAUAGAGAGCGCAAAUGACGCGUCAAGCGCCAAAGGGGCAGGAGCUGCCAAUCUCACAAUGGCAGAGCGCAUCGGGCCGUACCAGAUCAACGUCAACGGGAUCGACUUUGAUGCCGAAGAAGCCACCAAGCGGCUGAGGGAGCGCGAAAAUGAGCGGAACCGGAUUGCUUCUUCGGGGUCCACGUCGACAUCUACGCACGCCACCACGGGUGCAAGCGCAGGCGCAGGUUCGGGAGUCGGCACGCCCAUGCGUCGACAAGGCAGCGAAACCGGCGCAGACGGGGGGCAGCCACACACGCCGUCGUCGACGGGAGCGGGCAAGCAGAGCAAUGAUGCAGCCGCACAGUUCUUUGCGAAUCUGAUCAAGAAACAGGACAAGCGGGGUGCCGUGAGCGCCGGCGCCAGUCCGACGCGCGCUCCGGCGACCGCGAGCCCCAGCAUACGUGGUGCUCUUGGUUCAGGACCCGCAAGCUCUGUUCAGGCAGGCAGUGCGGAGGAGAGAAGGCGGGAGUCAUGA